CCUGCCUCUAAAAUGAGACUCACUGGGGAGAGAGAGGAGGGGGGCCCUGCCUCUAAAAUGAGUCUCUCUGGGGAGAGAGAGAAGGGGGGCCCUGCCUCUAAAAGGAAUGUCUCUGGGGAACAUGGCACCAAAUCUAAGAGACCAAUCAAGCAGGAGAGGCCAGCCUCCCCUGUUCCCAGCUGUGUGUCCAUGAAGAGUGACCGGUCUAUGGAUGCUCUUAUAUACUUUAGAGAGGGAAACUAUUCUACUGAACAAAGAAACCAACAGGAGAGAUCGGAGUCAGAGAUGCUCAGUUGUCAGUCUUCCCAGAGUCAUGAAACAAACCUGGCCUCCAUAUUCAGUUUGCUUGAAGAAAAAAUGAUGACAUUUGUGAAGAACGAGCUGAGGCUGUUCAAGAGGAAUCUUUGUCCAGAACUCCCAGAAGGCUUUGAGAGUCAGAAGCAGGAUAAGGAAGUGGUGGAUGCUGAAGAUGAGAAGCAGGAGAGCAGUGCCAGAGAGGGGGCUCUGAAGAUCACACUGCACAUCCUGAGGAAAAUGAACCAGAAGGAGCUUGCUGACACACUGGAGAAAAAUGAGCUCGCUGUGAUUUGCCAACGUGAACUCAAAUCUAAUCUAAAGAAGAAGUUUCAAUGUGUAUUUGAGGGAAUCGCUAAACAAGGAAACCCAACACUUCUCAAUAAGAUCUACACAGAGCUCUACAUCACAGAGGGUGGAACAGGAGAGGUCAAUAAUGAACAUGAGCUGAGACAGAUUGAGACAACAACCAGGAAACAAGCAAGACCAGAGACUGCAAUCAAAUGUAACGACAUCUUCACACCCUUAACUGGACAAGACAAACCUAUCAGAACUGUGCUGACAAAGGGAGUCGCUGGCAUUGGAAAAACAGUCUCUGUGCAGAAGUUCAUUCUGGACUGGGCUGAAGGAAAAGCAAAUCAGGAUGUCCAAUUUGUAUUUUCAUUCCCUUUUCGGGAGCUGAAUUUGAUGAAAGAGGACAAACACACUCUAAUUGAACUUCUUAAUCACUUCUCAAUGGAAACCAAAGUUUCAAGAAUCUCCAACUACAACAAGUACAAAGUUCUGUUCAUCUUUGAUGGUCUGGAUGAGUGCCGACUGCCCCUAGACUUCCAGAAGAACAAGAUCUGUUGGGACGUCACAGAGUCAACCUCAGUGGAUGUUCUGCUGACAAAUCUCAUCAAGGGAAAUCUGCUUCCCUCUGCUCUCCUCUGGAUAACUACCCGACCUGCAGCAGCCAAUAAGAUCCCUUCAGGGUGUGUUGACCAGGUGACAGAGGUACGAGGGUUCAAUGACCCACAGAAGGAGGAGUACUUCAGGAAGAGAUUCAGUGAUGAGGACCUGGCCAGCAGAAUCAUCUCACACAUAAAGACAUCAAGGAGCCUCCACAUCAUGUGCCACAUUCCAGUCUUCUGUUGGAUUUCUGCAACAGUCCUUGAAGACAUGCUGAAACAUAAGAGAGAAGAGAUGCCCAAGACUCUGACUGAGAUGUACACACACCUUGUGGUGUUUCAUACCAAACAGAAGAAUGAAAAGUAUCUUGGGAAAGAAGAGACAGGUCCACACUGGAAUAAAGAGAGCAUUCUGUCACUGGGAAAACUGGCUUUUCAACAGCUUGUGAAGGGCAAUCUGAUUUUCUAUGAAGAAGACCUGAAAGAGGCUGGCAUUGAUGUCAAUGAAGCCUCAGUGUACUCAGGAUUGUGCACACAGCUCUUUAAAGAGGAAUGUGUGCUGUACCAGGACAAGGUGUACUGCUUCGUGCAUCUGAGCAUUCAGGAGUUUCUGGCUUCUGUAUAUGUGAAUCUUUCUGUGAGGAAAAGACACAAGCCUAAAUGUACAGUCUUCAAGAGUGCUGUGGAUAAAGCCUUACAAAGUAUGACGGGAAACCUGGACCUUUUCCUCCGCUUCCUUCUGGGCCUCUCACUGGAGUCCAAUCAGAAGCACUUACGAGGUCUACUGACAAAGACAAGAAGCAGCUCACAGAGCCAUGAAGAAACAGUCAAGUACAUCAAGAAGAAGAUCAGGGAGAAUCCCUCUCCAGAGAGGAGCAUCAAUCUGUUCCACUGUCUGAAUGAACUGAAUGACCAUUCUCUAGUGGAGGAGAUCCAAAGCUACCUGAGAUCAGGAAGUCUCUCAGAACCCAACCUGUCACCUGCACAGUGGUCAGCUCUGGUCUUUGUGUUGCUGACUUCAGAAAAGGAGCUGGAUGUGUUUGACCUGAAGAAAUACUCCAGAUCAGAGGAAGGUCUUCUGAAGCUGCUGCCAGUGGUCAAAGCCUCCAGAGCUGCUCUGCUGUCAGACUGUGGAGUCACAGAGGAAGGCUGUGCUUCUCUGGUCUCAGCUCUGAAGUCAAACCCUUCACACCUGAGAGAGCUGGACCUGAGUAACAAUGACCUGAAGGAUUCAGGAGUGAAGCUGCUCUCUGAUGGACUUGGGAAUCCCCACUGUAAACUGGAGACUCUGAGGCUGUCAGGCUGUCUCAUCACAGAGGAAGGCUGUGCUUCUCUGGUCUCAGCUCUGAGGUCAAACCCCUCACACCUGAGAGAGCUGGACCUGAGCUACAAUCACCCAGGAGACUCAGGAGUCAGACUGCUCUCUGCUGGACUGGAGGAUCCACACUGCAGACUGGAGAAACUCAAUGUGGAACAUGGUGGAGAGAACAGAAUGAAACCUGGACUUAGAAAAUAUGUCUGUGAUCUCACACUGGACCUAAACACAGUAAACAGACGCCUCUCUCUGUCUGAGGAGAACAGAAAGGUGACAUGUAGGACAGAGGAGCAGCCAUAUCCUGAUCACCCAGAGAGAUUUGAUGGCUGUGGACAGGUGCUGUGUAGAGAGGGUCUGACUGGGCGCUGUUACUGGGAGGUAGAGUGGAGUGGGAGAGGGGCUGAUAUAGGAGUGACAUAUAAAGGAAUCAGCAGGAGAGGAGGGGUUAAGGAAUGUUGGCUUGGAUACAAUGACAAGUCCUGGAGCCUGUACUGCUGUGACAACCGUUACAUUGCCUGUCACAAUAAUAAUCCCACUACCAUAGACGUCCACUCCUCCAGCCCCCACAGAGUAGGAGUGUAUCUGGACUGGCCAGCCGGCACUCUGUCCUUCUACAGAGUCUCCUCUGACACACUGACCCACCUGAUCACAUUCACCUCCACAUUCACUGAGCCCCUCUAUCCAGGGUUUAGGGUUUAUGAUGAUUCCUUUGGGAUUUGGAACUCCUCAGUGUCCCUGUGCCAGUGAUACACACACACUAUCUCACUCACACACAGACACUCACACACUGGACAGACACACACACUGGACGGACACUCACACA
Molecule: messenger RNA, 3322 nt
Organism: Oncorhynchus kisutch (coho salmon)
Lineage: Eukaryota; Metazoa; Chordata; Actinopteri; Salmoniformes; Salmonidae
Product: NLR family CARD domain-containing protein 3-like
Exons: 10
Coding region: 13-3246 (1077 amino acids)
Molecular function (GO): protein binding
Source: RefSeq, a predicted model, not a curated record